This is a messenger RNA of Strongylus vulgaris, 1224 nucleotides long. NCBI's taxonomy places the organism in Eukaryota, Metazoa, Nematoda, Chromadorea, Rhabditida, Strongylidae. The record is from the annotation of a GenBank genome assembly.
AUGGCCGAUAACGUCACUCACGGCAAUACUUUCAUCCGAUCGGCGUCAGCCCAAGGGCUUGCUGGCCUCUUCACCUGGGCUGCUUUACUCAUAACAAGCCAUCAGAUAUAUCAACACCUCCGGUGGUACUCGUGUCCAACGGAGCAGAGAUGGAUUGUGCGCAUUCUUUUCAUCGUACCUAUCUACGCAUUCGAUUCGUGGCUGAGUCUCAUCUUCUUCUCGGACAAUGUGUAUAUUUAUUUCAAUUCUAUUAGGGACUGUUACGAAGCUUUUGUAAUUUACUCAUUUUUGUCGUUGUGCUAUGAAUAUCUUGGUGGAGAAAGUAAUAUCAUGGCGGAAAUCAGAGGCAAACCGAUCAAACCAACGAACUACUACACAUGUACCUGCUGUCUUGCUGGAAAGCAGUAUACAAUCGAAUUCCUGCGCUUUUGUAAACAGGCUACGCUUCAAUUCUGUUUCAUCAAACCAGUCAUGGCAGUAAUCACCUUGUUUUUGGUGGGAAUGGGAAAGUAUGAAGAUGGAAACUGGAGUGCCGAUCAGGGCUAUCUGUACAUCACGCUGGUGUACAACGUUUCGAUUUCUCUUGCCCUUUACGGACUUUUCCUUUUCUACACAGCAACUCGUGAACUACUCAGCCCCUACAGCCCCGUACUGAAGUUCUUGACGACGUUUAAUGUGCUUAUUUUAUCUAUAGGUUUUCUCAUUGCUAUCUUGGGUGCUACUUCUGCUAUCGAUCCUGUUGUGGAUUCUAACGGAAAUGUCGUCAUCAAUAAAGGGACUGUCGCCGCUGGUUAUCAGAAUUUUCUCAUCUGCAUCGAGAUGUUUUUCGCCGCGAUCGCUCUCAAAUUUGCAUUUGGCGUAUCUGCCUAUGCGGAUGCACAUUCGGUCAACCAUUCGAACGAUGGACGUCCAGUCACACUGCAGUCCAUUAGUUCUUCUUUGAAGGAAACCAUGAAUCCUAAAGAUAUCAUGCAAGAUGCCAUACAUAACUUCCAUCCUCAAUACCAACAGUAUACCCAGGUAUGGUUGGCGUUUUACGGGUCAGUCAAGCAGCAGCAAGAUGCAAGACGCCAGCGAAGUGAACAGCUCUGGUCCAGAGGAAACGACUACCUUCCAGUCAGACGCCCCACGUACGACUAUGGAUCAGUGGCCCUCCAUGCCGCAUCAUCAGCGAUCCGGCUACAAUCCGUUGCUUUGAAUGAUCAACCCCUCCUUGACCUCUAG